Molecule: messenger RNA, 1212 nt
Organism: Necator americanus (New World hookworm)
Lineage: Eukaryota; Metazoa; Nematoda; Chromadorea; Rhabditida; Ancylostomatidae
Exons: 12
Coding region: 1-1212 (403 amino acids)
Biological process (GO): regulation of glucose metabolic process; protein phosphorylation
Cellular component (GO): mitochondrion
Molecular function (GO): pyruvate dehydrogenase (acetyl-transferring) kinase activity
Source: RefSeq, a predicted model, not a curated record
AUGGCUUCGAAGAUGCGUCUCACUCGGAGGACUUUAGGCCCGUUUGUUGGAGCAGUUGCCAAGAAACUAGAACAUUACAGUCAGUUUCAACCAUCAUCCUUGACUAUCCAACAAUAUUUGGACUUUGGACGGAUAGGUACUGCAGCCACAUCGUACACUUUUCUGAAGAAUGAGCUUAUGGUGCGACUCGCCAAUAUUAUGCAGGAGUUUUCUUUACUGCCGCCAAAGUUGCUUCAAAUGCCAAGUUCAAAGAUGGUCAGUAAUUGGUACUGCGAAAGUUUUGAAGAUCUUCUAAAAUAUGAAAACGCUGGAGCGUCGACGGAGAACAUAAAUGCCUUUAACGAACAACUACAAUCAAUUCUGAAAAGGCAUGCACAUGUCGUCGAAACAAUGGCUGAAGGACUCAUCGAAUUGAGAGAAACAGACGGCGUUGACAUUGCUAGUGAGAAAGGAAUACAGUAUUUCUUGGAUCGUUUUUACAUCAAUCGUAUAUCGAUACGAAUGCUCCAAAACCAACAUUUGGCAAUUUUCGGAAAUGUUCUACCCGAAAGCCCCAGGCAUGUAGGAUGCAUUGAUCCAGCCUGUGAUGUUGAAAGCGUUGUUCACGAUGCUUUCGAGAAUGCAAGGUUUCUUUGUGACCGUUAUUACCUUACUAGUCCUUCUAUGAAACUAGAAAUGCACAAUGCAGUUGACAAGGGAAGGCCAAUAUCGAUUGUGGCUGUUCCUAGUCAUUUGUAUCACAUAAUGUUUGAGCUGCUAAAGAACGCUAUGCGUGCUACUGUUGAACAUCAUGGUGUUGACGAUGAUUUGCCUGACAUAAAAGUUUUUGUGGUUAGAGGCAAUGCCGACUUGUCAAUCAAGAUAUGCGAUCGUGGUGGUGGUGUCUCUCGAACAAUACUGGAACGGCUAUUUAACUACAUGUAUAGCACAGCUCCACCACCACCGAGAGACGGUACACAAGCACCUUUGGCUGGCUAUGGAUACGGUCUUCCGCUUUCACGGCUGUAUGCGCGGUAUUUUCUCGGGGACCUUUUCCUGGUUUCAAUGGAAGGAUAUGGAACGGAUGCGUGCAUAUACAUGAAGGCAGUUCCAGUCGAAGCCAGUGAAGUACUUCCCAUCUAUAGUACCUCGUCUCGUAGAAAUCUCACCAUGGGUCCGCAGGUGGCUGAUUGGUCACACCAUGUUCCAGGACAAGGCUUUCGACCUGGAUAA